Adelges cooleyi (spruce gall adelgid) is the source of this 2362-nucleotide messenger RNA. RefSeq lists its product as uncharacterized. Bases 269 to 1963 code for a protein of 564 amino acids. The transcript has 13 exons. Lineage: Eukaryota; Metazoa; Arthropoda; Insecta; Hemiptera; Adelgidae. The record is from RefSeq and is a predicted model, not a curated record. Gene Ontology annotation, biological process: nucleoside metabolic process. Gene Ontology annotation, molecular function: catalytic activity.
CGGAAUAUUCGCCAACGAAUGUGUGUCACAACUCACAACUGCACCGAUUGCAGUCGGCUCGCGACAGCGCGCGAGGAUUGUUUACGAGUUGUGCGUACAAACCUGCUACACUUAAACGAGCAAGCUAAGCUGUUAACACAAACAUAAAUUACACAUUAUAUAUAUAUAUCGUUCACUCAGGAACAGACACCAGCUGUGAGACCGCAAGCCCCCGACCGUAUGCCUAUAAACAUAAGGUGACGUCAGUUUCAAAUACGUUUUGAACGUGAUGACUAACCAAGAGGAACGGGUGGUUCUGGUGACCAAGUCUAAAAGUGCCGCUUGCACAGUGCUGGUGGUCGAACGGCAGGCGGACAACAACAACGACCGGUGCAAGAACGACGAGUACACCGCUGGCGGACAGUACAGUGGCAUAGUGGUCAGCAAAGUUGGCAAGUACGUCGGCGAUGAUGACACUCCCUUUGAUGCCUCAGUACAAUUUACCGUAUCUUUAAUAAACAGUCAGACGGGGAUGCACACCAAAGAGCGCCGGACCAUCAAAUUCUGGUGCCGGCAGGACCGAACGGCGGACGCUUCUACGGUAGCCUCAGAGUUCUUUCAGGACGUUAUAUUACCCGACAAGUUUCCACUGGACUACGUGGGAUUCGUCAAAAGGCUUUUAACUCUGAUGCAAAAAGGCUACAAGGUCGUAACGAAACUCGAAAUCGAACUGAAACAGUUAGAAGAAACGGCAGCGAUCCCAAUCCGUGCAGUUUCUACAGAUGAAUCAAUUAGAGAGGACGUUACUCAAACAAAACUGCGAGAACUAAUCGAAUCAUCGUAUCCCAACCCGCUGACCGUCGACGACAUUUCAAAGAAAAAAGGAUGGAACCAUUCUGACGUGCAAGACAACAUGGACGAAUUGCAAAAAACAGGAAUCGUCAAACGCGUGGACGGUGGUGGAUACACGAGGGUGGUACUACACGACAAGAUCGUGGAACAAAUGCCGAUCAUCCAAAACAACCGUCAGCCGACCGUGGCCAUUAUCACUGCAGAGUAUUGCGAAAAAGUGGCAGUGGACGCGCUAAUCGACAACAAAGAAACGUUUGUGCGAUACAACACAGUGGGAGAAUCAAAUGUUUACACCUUGGGAAAGAUGGGCAAACACAGCGUGGUGUGCACUAAACUGCCAGCAUUGGGACUGAGCAGAGAAGCAACAACAGCUGCCGGCAACGCUAUUACUCGCUUGUUAGGAACGUUUCAGAGAGUCGAACACGUGUUUGUGUGUGGUGUAGCCGGAGGAGUGCCACAUUAUACCGACUAUGACAAGCACGUGAAAUUAGGAGACGUUGUGGUUUCUCAUUGUGGAAACGACCUGAAAGCUGUUUACACGUACUGUGAGAACGUGACAAACGAAAGAGGUAACACAGUAUUCUUCUGUCGUCAGUACUGCCCUCAGAGGUUGGACAUACAAAUAGCGGCUAUGAAGUUGCAAACUGAAGUAAAAUCUGCCGAGCACGUACCGUUGUGGGACACUUACUUGAACGAAGGGUUGGAAGGGAUCGGUCAACACAAACAAGACGACGACGCCGCCAAGUUCAAUCGUCCGUCAGCAGAAUCAGACAAACUCCGCAUGUGUGUCGGCGGUACAGACCUCAUCGAAAUUACCCAUCCGAUCUCGAAGAAACAGUUGGACGUAAACAGGGGACCGAGAAUACACGUAGGUCCUGUGGGAGGAGGUCUGAGCGCGACGUCCAACGAUUUUAUCCGACAAAAAUUUACCGCGGAAUAUAAACUGCUGGCCGUGGAUUCGGAGUUCGAUUCUGUCAUGGGGUCGUUGAUGGGCAACUACUGUCAUUCCUACGCCGUGAUCAGGGGCAUUUCAGAUUACAAAGACGGAUCGGUCAAAAACGAAUGGCAACCGUACGCGUCGUUGGCCGCCGCGUCAGUUGUCAAAGCGAUAUUGUCCGUACUGAACGACUAACAGCUGUACUACAAACGCACUGCAAUAAUAAAUGAUAUUUGUCUAAACUUAUCGACGUUCCAGGACCCCGCUAAUUAUGCCGUUUGCGAGGUAUACAACAAGAAAAUAAAAAUUAUGUACUAUAUUGUAAAUAUUAUACACACUAUGCGUGAUGCAAAUCUAUUAAAAUGGAAGACGUCUUAGUUGAAGCAUUGUGAUCUGUAAAUGCAGGAUGUUGGGGUUUCGGUUACACGGGUUUAUAGUUCCAAAUUUGAAAUUAGUACCUAAUCGAUAGUUAACUAAAAUACAAUUUUACCUAGUCUGUGUAAGCGAUGAAAUGUAAUAUUGGUUUUUAUUAUUAUGUUUUGUUUUUGUUGAACUGUAAAAUCAUUAAUAAAUAAUUAUGUAUUAUUACGAGUA